AUGCUGCGCACCCACACGCCGAAUGAAGUCCCGCUGUUUUUUCCAUGUGUGGUACACAAAGUCAGCACAAGUCAAACUUGGCAGUUGGGUAUUGUCAAUGACGACAUAUCUGCAGUAAUCGCUUGUGCAUUGGCUAUGUCAGGGUCUGGCAGCGUGGACAUGUUUCGCAGGUGCCUGCUGCAAGUGAUGAAGGAAAGGCUUGACCUGAUCCACACUGAACCUCCAGGGGGCCACAUUGAGGCCAAUCGAAAGGCUGUGUAUGACCUGUUUUUGAGCAGCAGUUUAUCCCGCCUCGAGGGCAGUGCGACUGUCAAGGCGCGCCGCCAGAGGCAACGACUUGUCCUGGACACGUUUUUGGCUGGCGAUCUGGAGGCUUCCCGUGUUGGCUUUUACACGCGAGGGAAGCCGCUCACUUAUGCUGAUGCCGAGGUGAUCCUAGCUGAGCAGAUUGUCCCUGCACUGGUACCGACAACCUUACCAAUCUUCCCGCGCCAUCGGUGGCUUGGAGGGGAGGCCACCCUUGAUUGGCUAGGGCUGGUGCAGGCUCAUCAUGGCCUGCUUGGGCCAACGUUGGAACGCAUGCUUGGGCCUAUGAAGACGAACACGCCUGUUGUCGAUGCAGGACAAGUGGCUUCGUCGUGGGAUGGUACUGUCGAGGCAGCUGUGCAGUGGGCACAGGAAUCCGCCAAAGAGGACGGUGAUGGUCAGGCGGGCGAGGUUUCUGCCCCUGUACCAUUACCAUUGCCAGCUGCUCCCGAAGAAAACAAGGACGCCGCCGCUUCGCAGAAUUGGGCGGAACUGAAGAAAUCGUUUCAACAAAAAGUUCGACAAUGGGUGGCAAAGAGGGACCUCAACGUUUUGGCUGUGGUUCGAAAUGCCAUGACCGUUGUGACCAGCUUAUUUUACGGCUUUCUGAAAAAGGCUGCUCCUGAGUGGGAACGACAACAACAACAUCGUUGCUUGCAAGGACAAUGUCGCAAGUACCGCGCAACUGAAUGUGCGAUUGGAAGUGAUCUGGUGCGUGCUUUUGAUCGAAUCAGCAUCCUCCUGCACAGUCCCAUUCGUGCCCUACCUACAACAAGCUGGAAGAUGGGGUUCAAAGUCCUGAUGCUCAGGCUGCUGGCGAGGAUAGCAGGUGCACUUCACUUCUUCCUCAGAAGCUCUUUCCAAAAGUGCCCGUACCUGGUCUUUGGAUUGUUGGAUGAGGGGCGCCGCGAAAAAAUUGUCCAGGAGCUGCAGGGCAUGCCACCAUGUGUCCGCGACGCUUUCACAAGCCAUUUCAUGGAUGCCUUCCCGGGGACAGCCAUCGUCAGCCAAGAAGCUCUAGGCCAUUUGCAUGCUGUGGCGGUGCUCGCAGACGUAGAUGUUUCUGGGAUUGAGUGCAGGCAUGCAAUGAUUCGCAAGCUGUUGGACCAGCGUGGCAUGACAUGGUCGCCUGAGUUGGAGUUGGUGAGUGCAGAUUUCCUCUGCAGACAAGCAGCUCUCCUGAUGAAUGCCAAGACGUGGCACGGACGGCGCUUUCAAUUGAGGGAUGCACUGCUCAAGAAGUGGGCACAAGCUCAUGAGCUGCAAAAGAACCUUAACAUUGAAGAACUCAAAGAGCCAGAGGCUUUGACUGUUUGUGCUUCCUUGGGCUUUUGCGUGUGCGACGAAACGAGCCAGGACUACAAAGCUUACCGCUUUCACUGCAAUUUUGUGGCGCUGUUGAAGCCACAUGUUAUUAAGCCUCGGAAAAAGAAAGGUGAGACUGCUACAAAGCCGCCGCCAGAGGGGCGUCUGCUGCUUGAAGGAACUUGGCUUGUUUGCAGACUUACACCAUCACGCACGGACGAUGUGCAGAAGGAUGAUGUGGAUUCAGAGCCCGAAGGGUGUGCGUCCUCUUCUGCUUCGCAGCCAUCCAGCGCUUGGGGGAGAGCAGCUGCAGCAAAGCUUGCUCAGAGGGCACGGGAAUUGCCAGUGGAAGUUUUCUUUCUCAUCAGCUAUGUGAAUUUCAGCAGCUAUCGAUUUGCUCUUUUGGCUUUGGAGUGUGCUGAGAGUGGGCAAAUUCCGGCCCCGAACAGCAGCGCGCAUUUGAAGAUGCGUGUGCCCAGUGACAUUCAAAUCCAAACCUCAUUUGAAUGCUUCCGCUUGUUGGAUAUGACUUUGUCAUGGACCGCGAGUUUUUACCGAAUUGUUGAACAUGGCAACGUGCACGAGGAGCUAAUCGACCCCGACGACAUGCGCCCAAACACAUUUACUGUUUGUCCUACAAGUGCAGUUGGAAGCUGGCGCCCAUGGCAUGGCCUGACUGAAGAGUCCCUCAAGAAGGCUGGGGAGAGGCGGCAGAACCGGCCAAGCAAGCGGAAGCGCGAACGAAACCAGUCUGUGGGCCCUCGCAAAAAGCAGGCCAGAAACCUGAAACGUGCCCGGGAUCGUGGUCCUGCCCACAGCAUUCGCAACAGGGACAAGGAGGAUGAAAUUGAAGAUGAUGAUGCCCUUGCUGACAGGCAUGAUGCUGAUAGCAGCGAGGGCUGUGAUUUGCUGUCCGAUGUGCAUGAAGAUGAGGAGAUGGCGCCUCCAGACGUGAGCGAUGAGGACAGUCUUGGCGGCUACGCUCCCAGCGAGCCAGCUGGUGAUGGAAUGGGCCAGGUACCCCCUGGGUACGAUGCAGAUGACUGGCAG
Messenger RNA from Symbiodinium pilosum, 2661 nucleotides. The record is from the annotation of a GenBank genome assembly. NCBI's taxonomy places the organism in Eukaryota, Dinophyceae, Suessiales, Symbiodiniaceae.